This is a messenger RNA of Centrocercus urophasianus (Greater sage-grouse), 1021 nucleotides long. RefSeq lists its product as uncharacterized. The coding region runs from base 26 to 1021 and encodes 331 amino acids. The transcript has 8 exons. The record is from RefSeq and is a predicted model, not a curated record. NCBI's taxonomy places the organism in Eukaryota, Metazoa, Chordata, Aves, Galliformes, Phasianidae.
GCAGCACUGGAGAGCCAGGGGAAGAAUGCAUCUGCCUAGUGCCAGGCAGCCCAGGCCUUUCCCUGGCCCUGCUGAUAUCCUCCAGAAUGAGGAGAAUUGGAUACGGUCCUCCCAGAACCGUGAUGUGCCACCACCUCCCUGGAUGUACAGAGAGGACCAGCAGAGCCAUAAAAUACCACAGCUGCGUCACCGGGACUUCUUGGCCCAGCCUGAGUUCCCCAGCCAGGAGCAGCGUCCUGCUGGAUUCCCAUGGGAGCAAGAAGCCUCCUGGGACAACUGCUUCCCCCGGCGCCACUAUGGCCCACGCCGGAGACGCUACCGACUCCUUCGGCCCAUCCAGCAGGAGACAGCAGACUGCAGCCGUUCUCCCCGCAGCUCCCGAGGCUACCGUCCAUCCUGCAAGCCCUCUCGGUCCUGCUCCCCGGAGAGCCAGCCAGGGGUCAGAGAGCAGCUCACGGCUCCCCAGUCACCUGCUGCCUGCAGAAAGAGUCUGCAAAGCCAGCAGCAGGUGGGUGAGGGCCAGCUGGUGGCAAGCAGCAAGGCGCCGCAACAGCCCGGGCAUGCAGAGAAGAGCCCAGAGAAGAGCCUGGGCACUGACCCCCAGGCAGCAGAGCAGGAGCCAGCGGCAGGAGCAAAGCCAGUACGUGUGCACCUCUUUCCCGAGUGCAGAUGGAGAGACUUUCACCCGGGGAGCCGCCCAGCUCGGGGGAUCCGUUCCACCUGUGUCACACCUCGCUUCUCUCUCUCACUCUUCACUUUGGUGUCUCUUGGACAGAACUCAUCCCUGCCUCAUGCUAUUGCGUGUCUGCAGGUUGAGCCCGAAGGAGAGGGAGCUGCAGACAACGAGCAGCUCUGUGCCCUGGAGUUGGAGCCAGUCUCCUCGGAGACAUCCAGCACCAGCGAGGAGGAAGGCUUGGAGCUGGGAAGGUGGGAUUUUGCGGUCCCCUCCAUGAACCUCAUUCUUCUGUUUGCCCGGGCUGUAUCCAAAUGCCUCUGUGUGGACUCUGAAAUGCAGCUGUAG